UUUUUUUUUAUCUGGAGGAUUUUCCGGUUGCUUUCCCGCCCCCUCCACGUUAAAUCCCGGGGAGCCAUUUUUUAAUUCCGCCGCCCCGGGUCCAGCUCAACCCCUGUAACGCCGGUGAUCUCGCAUGCCUGCGGGGGAGAGCGAAGCCUCCCGGAGACCCGCAGCAGCUUGUCUAUUGGCCAUAAAAAUCAGUGGAUGUGUGAAUGACACGAGGGGGAAAUGGGGCGUAAAAUUAAAGAAUUUUGCAGAAAGCGAGAACUGGAGAAGCAAUGCAAAGCAACCCCCCCCCCCCUCCCCCUUCAAAAAAACACACACACAAAUACUGUGCAUUCAUAGGCUACAGAAACGCACCUCCUAAAAGUGAAAUGUACCCAAACCUAAAACCUACCGCAGGAAGAAACCUGCAGAGAGUUGGGCAUUUUUAACCCCAGUAGCUGCAGAGAUGGGCGGCAGCAGCUUCAAGGCUUCAUGGUUUUUACCUAAGCGUUGCCGUUGCUGUCGCUGAUUUGUCACUUUUUUUUAUUUAUUUUAUUGUUCCAGGAUUUGUCUGAGCAGAGAGACAUGGCCAAACAACCGACUGGCGCUCCUGCGGGCUACAUCCCAAUGCAGCAGCAAGAAGGAGCGGCGGGACUUACAGCACACAAACCGGACAACACGGUGGCGUGCCAACCCCACGCCCCUCACCAUCACCCGGCGCCCCAGCCGCCGCCUCCGUGCAACGAGAGUAAAACUUUUUGUCCCACGGAAAAUAAACCGGGAGAACCGGACUCCAAUAAGGAGUAUGGGACGUUUAAAAGCACGCCGGCGCCUCCUGUCCCCGGAUCGGUGGCCAUCCACUCGGCCUUCGGUAAGGAUUCGUCCGGCGACCCGCUCAUGGGCGCCGCGGAACAAAACAACACCCCGGGCACCUGGACGGCUAUGAGCCAGACCACCAUCAUACUGGGAACAGAUGGGAACACGUCUGUUCAGCCCGGGACUGUAGCGGGGGCGGAUGACGAUGAUGAUGAUGAUGAGGGUGGUGAUGAGAAUAAGGCCAGAGGAAACUGGUCCAAUAAACUGGAUUUUAUUCUGUCCAUGGUUGGCUAUGCAGUCGGACUGGGAAAUGUGUGGAGGUUCCCUUAUCUUGCCUUCCAAAAUGGUGGAGGUGCUUUUUUGAUUCCCUAUCUGACAAUGUUGGGCAUCGCUGGGAUCCCAAUCUUUUUGAUGGAAGUGUCGCUGGGCCAAUUUGCCAGCCAGGGGCCCGUAUCGGUUUGGAAGUGCAUUCCCGCUCUUCAAGGUUGCGGGAUUGCCAUGUUGAUAAUAUCUGUCUUGAUAGCCAUAUACUAUAACAUUAUAAUGUGCUGGACACUGUACUACCUGUUCGCUUCGUUGAAGGGCUCACUGCCAUGGGCUAACUGUAGGAAUGAGUGGAACACGCUGGAAUGUAAGGACAAAGACAUGCUGCUGUUAGACUCCUGCAUCCUGCGGGACAAAAACACCUUUUCCAUCAAGAACUCCACCUUCUGUCUGUCCGCAAACACCAUGGGAAACCUGACAAGGCUGCUUAACAUGACAGUGGACAGCAACAAGACCUACGUCAGCCCUAGUGAGGAAUACUUCAAGUACAACGUGUUGCAUAUUUCCAAAGGGAUUGAGUACCCAGGGGACAUCCGCUGGCCUCUGGCAGGCUGCCUCCUCCUCGCCUGGCUCAUUGUCUACGCUUCUUUAGCCAAAGGAAUCAAGUCAUCAGGCAAAGUGGUUUAUUUCACAGCCACAUUUCCUUAUGUGGUGCUGGUCAUCCUUCUGAUCAGAGGAGUGACCCUCCCAGGUGCCGCCGACGGCAUUCUUUACUUCAUCACACCAAAAUGGGAAAAACUUAAUGAUGCAAAGGUGUGGAAAGAUGCUGCCACUCAGAUCUUCUUCUCUCUGUCAGCUGCAUGGGGAGGCCUCAUUACUCUCUCUUCCUACAAUAAGUUCCACAAUAACUGCUACAGGGACACCAUUAUAGUGACGUGUACCAACAGUGCGACCAGUAUAUUUGCUGGAUUUGUCAUCUUUUCUGUUAUUGGUUUCAUGGCUCAGGAACUGAAGGUGCCAAUAGAGAAGGUGGCAGAUGAGGGUCCAGGCAUAGCCUUUGUGGUGUAUCCUGAGGCUCUGACCAGACUUCCCCUGUCUCCUUUUUGGGCAAUCAUCUUCUUCCUCAUGCUCCUGACUCUUGGACUUGAUACCAUGUUUGCCACCAUCGAGACCAUCGUAACAUCCGUGUCGGACGAGUACCCCUUAUACUUGAGGAAACAUAAACCGGUCUUCACGCUGAUCUGCUGCCUCUGCUUCUUCAUCCUGGGCUUUCCCAUGAUAACGGAGAGCGGGAUGUACAUGCUCCAGUUGGUAGACACGUACGCAGCCUCCUAUUCUUUGGUCAUCAUUGCCAUCUUUGAGCUCACUGGGAUUUCCUACCUCUACGGUCUGCAGAGGUUCUGCGAGGACAUCGAAAUGAUGAUUGGUUUCCAGCCAAACCGAUUUUGGAGAGUGUGCUGGGCCUUUGUGACUCCGACAAUCCUGACGGGCAUCCUGGGACUCAGUCUGUACCAGUGGAAAGUGAUGACAUACGAGGACUACACAUACCCCACCUGGUCUAUGGUUAUGGGCUGGCUCAUGGUUAUUUGCUCAGUGAUCUGGAUCCCCAUCAUGUUUGCCAUUAAGAUGCACCUGGCCCCUGGCACCAUGGUCGAGCGUCUGAAGUUGGUCUGCUCCCCUCAGCCUGACUGGGGACCUUUCCUGAUGAAGCACCGUGGAAAUCGCUACAAGAACAUGAUGGACCCAUUAGGAACCAGCUCCCUGGGUCUCAAACUGCCCCCAAAGGACUUGCAGCUAGGUUCCUAUCAGUAGCAGCUGUUCUGGCAGCAACAUCUUCCAAUUUCUGCAGGGGGCACUGGGAUUGGGGUGGAUGCCUGAUUCCAGGCAGUUUUCUCCUCCACCUCUUCUUCUUCCUCCUCCUCUGUUUUUUCUCCUGCUUUGUACUCCACUCUGUUUGCAUCCCCCUUUGUCAUGGAAGUGGAAACUGGCUUUUCCUCUUCUUGUACUCCUUCACCACUUCCUGUCUUCUUUUAGGAAAGGGUGGCCGUCCAAGUGGAGUCUGCUCCUCCUGCUGCUACUCGGUACUUGGUUAACGGCCUAUCAUUGCCUCCCACACAUGACCACUGAUUACUCCACAGCCCCCUCCCAGGGAACUCAUUCUAAGAGAAAGAUUGUGUCAUAAAAUGACACAAGUCAGACUGCACUUGCAAUAUUAGACUCCCAAUAGCUGCUCCCUAAGGAGUUGUGUGUAUGUGUUGUGUAUGUGUGUGUGUGUGUGUUUGUGUGUGUGGCAUUACAUUUGUGUGUAGAGAUAAUGAAUCAUGUUGAUGGAACCAGACAGAAAAAAACAAAAAGAAGAUUAAACUCCAGAAAAAAAAGAGGUUCAAUAAGCUCGUAGGGAUCUUGGUUUUGGGUCCAUCUGUGUACAAAACUCCAUUUGAAAUAUAAAUACCGUCUCUUCAAAAAA
Messenger RNA from Fundulus heteroclitus (mummichog), 3523 nucleotides. It is a transcript of the gene slc6a5, whose product is annotated as solute carrier family 6 member 5. Lineage: Eukaryota; Metazoa; Chordata; Actinopteri; Cyprinodontiformes; Fundulidae. The transcript is spliced from 15 exons. Gene Ontology annotation, cellular component: membrane. Gene Ontology annotation, biological process: synaptic transmission, glycinergic; sodium ion transmembrane transport; glycine import across plasma membrane. Gene Ontology annotation, molecular function: glycine:sodium symporter activity. The record is from RefSeq and is a predicted model, not a curated record. The coding region runs from base 562 to 2868 and encodes 768 amino acids.